GUCAGGACGCACCGAUUUAGACCCCGAUGGAUCCUGGGUUGGAUUCCAGAGGAUUGAGUCCGGAACAUAACAGAGCCCUCACUGGAAACCCCGCGCAGAAUCAGUCUCGGGUCACAGUUCGGCCUUCUUUCGAAUAAUUACAGCAGGAGUUCUACAAUCGAAACGCUGCAAUGGAUGGAGCCAGCGAUGAACACAACCAACUCCAUGACUUUCCAGCACCCCGACUGGAUGGGAUCAAUGGCGCGCAUAUAGAUCGGGAUGGAGUUUCAUUUCACGACCGUACAUUUUCCGACAGGUCUCGAAAGUCUUCUAUUGAUGGGACGGAGAGGGAGGAGCGAUCUAGGCGCCGUUUUCCUCGGGUCUCGCUACCGGUUGAACUAAUGCGAAAUUCCUAUGAUGUGGUCGUCAUAGGCUCAGGGUACGGAGGAGGUGUGGCUGCCAGUCGAAUGGCGAGGGGGGGACAAAGCGUCUGUGUCCUUGAGAGAGGCAAGGAGCGAUGGCCGGGUGAGUUUCCUGAGAAGCUAGAUGACGCGAUGAAAGAGAUCCAUAUCAGCGGCGACUUUGCUCCGGGAGAUCGAAGAAGCCUCCCUGGGACCAUGAUCGAUGCAGGAAACCCGAACGGCCUCUAUCAUUUUGUGGUGGGUGAAGGCCAGAACGUGUAUAUGGGCAAUGGUCUGGGUGGGACGAGCCUUCUGAACGCCAAUGUGUUUCUGGAGGCCCACCGAAAGGUUUUGGAUAUGGGAAUAUGGCCAGGAGAGCUGAAAGGGCAGGAUACGUGGAAGAAGUAUUAUGACCGCGCGAAGGGUGUUCUGGAACCUGCGCAGUACCCUGUCACGUUUCCGAGCCUUCAUAAAGCCGAUCUUCUCAAAAAGCAAUCCGAGCUCAUGAGCUGGGGCGAUGACUUCUACCGGGUUCCGCAAACGACCCGAUUCGAGGAUGGCCCAAACAGCACCGGGGUGUAUAUGCAAGCUUCUCAGCUGACGGGCAUGGAUGCUACUGGAAUCAACGACGGAAGCAAAUCCACCACAUUGGUGAACUACCUGAGCGAUGCAUGGAACUGGGGCGCGGAAAUCUUCUGCGAGUGCGAGGUUCGUUAUGUAGCUAAGGCUCCAGAUAGGGAAGGGUACAUCAUCUACUUCGCCUGGCACUCUUGUGGACGAGGGCGGUUUCCCAUCUUCCACGAAGAUCUCAUGUGGGUGCAUGCAAAGGAGCUCGUUUUCUUUGGAGCUGGUAGCAUCGGAACCACCGAGAUCUUGCUCCGAAGCAAACAGAUGGGAUUGGACUUGAGUGACGACCUUGGAACCGAGAUGAGUGGCAAUGGGGACAUGCUGGGCUUCGGUUAUAACACUGACUUUGAAGCGAACUGUAUGGCUCGUCCGGGGCCUACCUCAGACAGACCAGUGGGGCCAUGUAUAACAUCGGUUCUUGAUCGACGGGACCAAAAGAACCCUUUGGAUGGAUACGUGGUUGAAGACUGUGCGGUGCCACAUGCCCUUGCUCCGCUGAUGUUCUCUAUGUUAGAACGUCUACCAGAUAUGAUACGUCCCAAAUACGACAUUGUGGAGAAGACAGAAAAGCGCGUCACACGGGACAUAGCCAAGUAUUUUGGACCAUACGCCCCUGAGGGUAGUGUGCAGAAGACAGCUGUCUAUUUGAUCAUGUCCCAUGACAGUGACCAAGGCAGGAUGGUUUUGAAGAACGACAAGCCCAUGCUCACAUACUCUGGCGUGGGUCGCUCAAAAUCAGUGUCUCGCAUCCAUGAUGUCUUGGAGAAGAUGACCGCCGCUGUCGGAGGAAACUUCAUAGCUAAUCCGGUCUGGAGCACGCUGGGCCGACAGGAGAUCACCGUCCACCCAAUAGGCGGAGCUCGUAUCAGCAAAGACAAUACUGGCAACAAUGGGUCGGUUAACCACAUGGGUGAGCUACUUAAAGGCCAUGGGAACGAGACACACGAAGGCUUGGUAGUGUGCGACGGCACUGUUCUGCCGGCAGCUGUUGGGGUCAAUCCAUUUGCGACUAUCACUGCCUUUGCCGAGAGAUCGGUUGAGCUAGUUGCACAGAAGCACAACAUUGACAUUGACUAUGACACGAAGAAUGGCCAGUUGGAUAUGUUCAACACACCCUCAUUCCCUUUCCCACAGGAUGAUACAGGGAGAGAGAGGCUUGCAAUCAGGAUUGAAGAAUCCGUCAAAAACCAGACGGCCGGCAUAGAGUUCACUGAAAUCAUGAUCGGCCACGUAUAUACUGGCCCUGAUGUCAAAGACUUCGAGGUCGCAGCAAAGCUUGCUCGUGGUCGCUGUGAAGCAGCCCGGUUCUUCCUCAGCGUCAAGUCCUGGAGUACCGAGGAAUUGGUGAAUAGUCAUCUGCACCCAGCGAACAUGACUGGGACGUUCACCUGUAAUAGUCUCGGUGGUGUUUUCAUGGUCAACAGGGGCCAUUUCCAAAUGUUCAAUCAUGACUCUCGACAGCCGGAUACCGCAAAUCUGACUUACGACUUUGAUAUGACUUCACCUGGAGGACGGAUACUGCACUUCAAUGGCUACAAGGUCAUUAACACCGCAUCAUUCCUGAAUCCUUUGGAACUCAGCAGACAAACUACGACUCUAUAUGUGACCAUCACCGAGCCUGAAGGCACAGUAGUCGGCCGCGGUAUCCUACACAUUGAGCCUGAUGAUUUCGCGUGCCAGCUCAGAACCCUGGUAGCAAGUGGGCCAUCAUUCUGGUCAAAAGCGUCAUCCACAGCAAGCUUCCUCGCGUUUUUCGCCAGACAUUUGUCUACUCCCUUCCUGGCAGCACUGGGCAGGCUCCAAUGGCCGGGUACACGACUCAACUACGCUUCAAGGGAGGUCACACCGUCCUCGACAGUACCAUUGACAGCAUCUGACGGGGUCACCACCAAGAUGGUCAUGUGGAACCCCAUCUCCUCCGAUGGCAAGGAGGUUUCAGGGCCGGCGCCCAUCAUCCUCAUGAUCCCAGGGGCAGCAGUCGACCACAAAAUCUUCGCCCUCCCCACCAUUGAAUACAACGCGGUCGAAUACUUCCGCGAAGCCGGAUACCGCAUCUACUGCGUCACGCAUCGAGUCGGCCGGGCUGCCGUGGCCCGAGAAGGCUACACUCCAUACGAUGCACGACGGGAUGUCUACGCUGCCUUGGCGCACAUCCGCAAAAUGGCCAGCACCACUAGCCCGAACGAGAGCCCGAAGGUAUACGUGAUUGCCCACUGUGCUGGCUCGCUGGCUCUCUCCUGCGGUCUUCUCGAUGGGACUAUUCCAAGCAAAUGGAUCCAAGGAAUCACCGCCUCCAUGGUCUUCAUGAACCCCAAAUUCGGGAAGGUUGACAGUCUUCUGUCCGGGUUCCCAACAUCACUGUAUGAACACUUGGUUAGUCCUUAUUGGGACUGCACCAGUAGCCGCAACGACACAUAUUUCCAGUCACUCCUGAACCAGGCUUUGCGUCUUUACCCUCAAGGCGAGGCCCGCGAGUCCUGUCGAUCAGUUGUCUGUCACAGAAGUGAGCUUGUUUUUGGCCGUCUCUGGACCCACUCAAACCUCAACGACGCCACGCACUCGCAACUCGAGCGAUUCCUCGGCGGCACCUCGAUGCGAUCCCUGCAAUGGCUCAUGAAAACCGGCCAGCUCGAAAACGUCGCAGCCAACGGACCAGCAUACACCAGUCUCGUGACGCCCGAGAACAUCGAUCGCUUGAAGGGCAUUCCAAUUUUGUUCCUGUCCGGUACUGGAAACAUGGUCUUCACGGCCGAGAACACGGACAUAUCAUACACGACUCUCUGCAACGCUCACGGGCGGGAAUGGUACGAACGGGAGGUGUUUACGGGCAGAGGCCAUCUGGAUGCCUGGAUGGGCUCGACGGCGUACGAGGAUGUGUAUCCGCGGGUGAAGCGGCAUGUUGAUAGGGUCGUCAGGGAGGUGCGCAUGCCUCCUGCCAAAUUGGAAAAGAAGCGCGUGGUGUAGGUGUAAUGGAUUGGAUUGGUAGUGUGCGCAGAAUGAUGGUGUCCUUUGGAGCAUAUGUAAGUAUAGGGAUGCGCAAAUACCAG
Molecule: messenger RNA, 4054 nt
Organism: Aspergillus heteromorphus CBS 117.55
Lineage: Eukaryota; Fungi; Ascomycota; Eurotiomycetes; Eurotiales; Aspergillaceae
Product: FAD/NAD(P)-binding domain-containing protein
Exons: 8
Coding region: 171-3971 (1266 amino acids)
Molecular function (GO): flavin adenine dinucleotide binding; oxidoreductase activity, acting on CH-OH group of donors
Source: RefSeq, a predicted model, not a curated record